This is a messenger RNA of Peronospora matthiolae, 219 nucleotides long. NCBI's taxonomy places the organism in Eukaryota, Oomycota, Peronosporomycetes, Peronosporales, Peronosporaceae. The record is from the annotation of a GenBank genome assembly.
AUGGAUGCCGAUGUCGAUGAGAUCAAUGUCGAUGAUAACGAUGACGACGAUGCUGGCAUAUUCAGCAUCGCCAAUGACCGCCACAUAGAGGACGAUGACACCCUCACUGGAGAAGACAACUUUCUUUCGGCAGUGCACACGAAGUGCACUGCUGUUGACAACGACGAAUCAGCAGAGGAAUUUCUGCUGACUCGCGAAGCAAUUGUCCGCUUCGUUUAA